AUGGCUAGCGAUAAUGAAUUCGAACAGCCAACUACAGAGUUAACAGCGGGUUUACAACAAUUAUUUGUCGAACCAGAUGAACCUGAUGAAGCGGAGAAUCGCCUUCAAGAGUUAAAAUAUCAAAAAGCAAGAGCAAAGACAGCUUUUACAAAGGCAAGAAAUCAAUUACUGAACUUGCUCGACGAAGAAGAGUGCCCAAAUCGAAAGCAGAUUCGGGAAAUACGACGAAAGUUAAACGAGAAACAGGAGCAAGCUUUUGCAGCAAUUGACGCAUUAGCAUGCGAGUAUUCGAGCAGAACGGACAGAAGCGCUUUAAGAAAAACUACAGAAGAGAUAGAAAAACUUGAAAUGGAAUUUACAGAUGCACAGAAUCGCGUUCAAGUUUACUUUGAUAAUACCUUGGAUGAUUCAUCGAGUUGUAUAUCACAGAGCAGUACGAGAGAAUUCGAGAAAAAUCAAGUCGAGUUCAAAACCGAGUCAAGCAAUGCCCGUGGAGGCCAAUUAGUAGAUGAGCAACAAAAGACUAUGUUACACCAAGAACCAGUUCGUUUCGUUAAACAAUUUCAAAGCACACCGUAUCAGAAAUCGACAACAAAAGUUGAACAGAACACGAUUGGCAACGAUUUGUGGAGACAAUUAAAACGAGUAUCUAUACCAGUAUUUUCAGGCGACAAACGUAACUACGAGAACUGGAAAGCGACUUUCAUAGCGUGCAUCGAUCAAGCCCCAGCAAGCCCAGAGUAUAAACUCUUACAACUUCGACAGUAUUUAUCUGGGGAAGCAUUAAAAACAGUUGAGAAAUUGGGGCAUUCUGCAAUCGCUUAUGAAGCUGCCAAAGAAAGAUUGGACAGAAAGUACGGCGGUACGCGGCGACAAGUUGCUCUUUACUUAGAAGAGCUCGAAAAUUUUAAAGCCAUUCGUCCAGGGAAUUCAAAAGACUUGGAGGAAUUUGUCGAUAUUUUGGAUGUAGCUGUUAUUAACCUACAAGAAAACGGUAGACAUGAGGAACUUGGAAACGGGUCCUUAUAUUUGAAGCUACAGAAAAAGUUGACGGAGCCAAUGAUUUGUGAAUAUCACCGGUGGAUAUUCGAGAAGAAAAAAGCGGAAUCUGUACUGUCACUUCGCGACUGGGUAAUUCAAGAGUCUGAAUUUCAGACAAUAGCGGCAGAAACUGUCAAAGGUUUACAUCCGGGAAACGAGAAAAGAUCAAAGUUUAGAGACGGUGGCCGAACAUACUUUAAUAGAGACGGUGUAUCCAAAUGCAAUUUGUGUAAUAAUCAACACCCUAUCUGGAGAUGCAAUCAGUUCAAGCAAAUGACGGUCUCAGAAAGAUGGAAUUUUGCCAAACAAUCGCGUCUUUGUUAUCGAUGCUUGAGCGAAGGUCAUACUGGCAGUAAAUGUACGAAAAGUAGAUGUUGCGGUGUCGAUGGUUGUACAAAAACUCAUAACAGAUUGUUACAUGGAUAUCCUCGAACUGAAAGGAAAGAAAUGGAGAGCAAUCAACGCGAAAAUUGCGAAAGAUUACCAAGAAAUGGGAGAUCUAUUUCUCAAGCCACUCAAACUCUUCCUACCACGGAAGGGGAGCAUUCUACAGAGGUUAAUGAGAGAUCCCUUACUACGCGAGUCGAUUCGAAGAUAUCACAACGACAAGAGUUCCUUGCAAUGCGGACAGUUUCAGUUAUACUAACAAAUGGGAAUCGUAGAAUGACAGUGAAUGCUUUAUUAGAUGAUGCUAGUACGAAGACGUAUAUAAAUGCUGAUGUAGCCGCUGAGUUAGGACUUCACGGAAAUCUUCAGAGGACCAACGUGAAUGUCUUGAAUGGUCAAAUAGAAACAUUUCUGACGAUGCCUGUUGAGUUCAAAUUGGAAAGUCUGGAUGGAAAAGUCAACACUACUAUGGAAGCUUACACAACCGAAAAAGUAACUGGUGACAUGAAGGUUGUAAAUUGGAAUCAGUAUGCGACAAAGUGGAGUCAUUUUAAGGAUAUUGAGUUUCCAGUUAGUGCAUCGAAGCCUUUUGUGGAUAUUCUCAUCGGUCUUGAUUACGCAGACCUGCCAAUUGCCAGGCUUACACCACUUGGAUGGACAUGCAUUGGAGUCCCACAAGAUGAUCAGUUAUGUCAGCUAACUAA
Paramuricea clavata is the source of this 2132-nucleotide messenger RNA. The record is from the annotation of a GenBank genome assembly. NCBI's taxonomy places the organism in Eukaryota, Metazoa, Cnidaria, Anthozoa, Malacalcyonacea, Plexauridae.